Molecule: messenger RNA, 765 nt
Organism: Culex quinquefasciatus (southern house mosquito)
Lineage: Eukaryota; Metazoa; Arthropoda; Insecta; Diptera; Culicidae
Exons: 3
Coding region: 171-710 (179 amino acids)
Source: RefSeq, a predicted model, not a curated record
AUGUAAAUAAACAACUGUUGGUUGCCUAGUUUUUGGAAAUUUUGUUGUCAAAAGUGCGAGAGAAAAGUGCGGGCCAAAUCCAAGUUACAGUGCAAGGAUCAAUACAUUAAAAAUUAUUUUUUGCUGAGAUUUCAUAGAAAAAUCGCACUUAUUCUGUUCACUUAUUCAAGAUGCCAAGAAGGGGAGGUAAACAAUCCAAAGAUCCCAAGUUCGUGGCCAAGCGCCUGGAGCGCAAGCAAAAAGUGGCGAUUCGCCAGAAAAAGCAGGCCCCAAUCGUGCGGAAUGCCAUGCGGAACAAAGACUGUCCCCCGCAGGAACUCCGGAAACUGUUGCGUCGAGUGCCGGACGUGCUCGCCCACAACCCGAACUUCCAGGUCGUGCGCUUCUGUCUGCCGGACUAUCCGCGCCAGUGGAUCCAGCAGGAGGAGGAGGUGGACCCGUUUGCCGCGUACAUCAACGACGCCUUCCGGGGACAGAACUACGUGCGGUGGCCGCUGGACGUGCAUUUGACCGGAGGUUACGUGCUGGUUCUGCUUCCGGACGGUCCUAGUGCAGAGUUUGCGCGCUCGUUGCUGCCCGGCUUGCAGGGUUUCUUCGGAACGGGAAUUCGAGAGCCCAGCUGGCAGGAGGUCGAGCGGUUCCACGCCAGCUGGUCCGACCGGAGCCCGGGAAUGUUUUCGCGCCACCAGAAGAGACCGCAGCAGGAUUGAAGGGGGUUAUUUGAUGAAUUUUGAUGCAAAUAAAUAGGAUUAAAGGACUUCUUUA